AUGCCACGAUUUCGUAUUUCGGUUGAUAGUAGAAACCAUGACGAAACAAGACACUACCUAGGAAAUGGACAGUUCUGUCCUCCCCAUCUUAGCAACCUCCAUCAUCACAACAAGAACCUCCAGGAUGAACAUACGUUCAUGAAUGUAUCACUUAACCUGCUCGCUAGAAUCGACGAGGAAUUUGGGGCAGAGUUGAAGGCCAUUUGGGCCGCAAACAAGGUGACAAACCAGGGACCCUUUCAAGCACCAAUGACUCCGUGCAAUGCUAGGAAUCAGGCUCGUAUUAGCUGGUUUCUCAAUGCACGUCAAGGGGGACAACGAAACUUUUUUCCGGAGAACGAAUCGAGGCCAACUCGAAACGCGAAGAUGCUGCAACCAAAGAUUCGAAACAUUGACUGGCAUCUUGCUACAACCGUUCAACAGGUUGUCUCGCUAAGCCUCGAUGGAACUCAUUCGUCGGAUAUCCGGGGAGGCAUCGCUACCGGUACUUACCAGCCGCCAACUCCUGUGCACUGCCAGAGAACUGAUUAG
This is a messenger RNA of Seminavis robusta, 531 nucleotides long. NCBI's taxonomy places the organism in Eukaryota, Bacillariophyta, Bacillariophyceae, Naviculales, Naviculaceae. The record is from the annotation of a GenBank genome assembly.